GAACCACGCAAAUUAACGACGCUCGCCGUGCUCGAUAUUGGAAAUCGUUUGUCGCCGGUUGAAGACGCCGUUGAAUGCCCGCCGAUGGAGGAGCACAAAGAAGCGCACACGCCGAGAGGAAAAAAAUGGGAGCUAGAGGAACGGUUACAGGGAGGGAAUGCAUACGACGUCUUUCUGAUCCCUCGCGGGAAUCGGUCGCGAACCAGAGGGGGAAAAAACCGUCGUUCUUCUGGCUGGCGGACAGUAUCGGGUAUAUAAAAGCUCGGCGGACGAUCGGGCGCAGAUGUUGUUAGCAGCUUCUGAAAUCCAUCGAUUGCGUCGCGGGCCGAGCAGUCGUCGCGUGUGCCUCGAGGGAUGCCAUUUCGUGUGCCGUCAGUGUGACCGAUCAUCUGGCGACGAUGACCUCUCGCAGAGUUGUGCCUCGAUCACUGAUCCUGUGGCUGCUGGUUGUAGCGUGCUGCACCGGCGCCGACAAGCUGUCUCCGAAUCAGAAGGCGCCCCUGUUCGCGCGCGGUUCCGGCGGGUUGAUUCUGAACACACCGCUGGAGGACAAUAAGGCGAGGAAUCGGCCGAUACCGAGCGCUCCCAAGGAGGAUGGGGUCGAUAGAGAAGAAACGGAGAUGCUGAAGGAAGUGGACGGCCAGCUGGUGCGAACCGUCAAGGGGAGUUUCGCGUACAAAAGUCCGGAGGGUCUUCCCAUCUCCGUCAAGUACGAGGCCGACGAGAACGGAAACAGAGCGAGCUUCAAGUUUGGCACCGGCGGAGGAGGAGGAGGUGGUUCGGGUCGUGGAGGAGGCUCGAGGGGAGGAGACAACGGUCGUGGAAAGCCAAACGAGCAAGGACCGAAAGGAUCGAACGGGUCAAAGGGCAACUCGUACCUACCGCCGAAUAAGGACGUCGACAGAAGCUACCUUCCGCCGAAAUAGAACCUCUUCUCCCAAGAUACUCGUCAGUCUGAACCUCCGAGACAAUUCGAUUCGCUGAGAUGAUUGCGCAAUGAUUUCCCUUAGUUCCGUUGGCUGGCCAAAGUUCUUUAAAAGAUGUCGGAUAACAGUUGAUAGCACGGAAUCGUUCGUUCGUGCAGGGAACGGCUUAGUUGAUUAAUACGAGACGCAACGACUCGACGUGCGUUGUACGAAGUAGAAUAUAUUUUUUCACAGAUACCCGUGUUGAUUUAACAACCCAAGUAAACCGAAUGUUAUCUCUGUCGCGCUUAGGUUUUAUCGUUUUGUGGAUUCCACGGCUUCCGAGUGACAGUCGCGGGAGCAUAAAGAAUACCAAGGGAUCCGCGGAGAGAUGAAGCUUUGAGACUCUGCAUUAUAAAAAACGUUUAUUAUCACGAAAUCGGACAUUUUUAUAACACAACUGUUUCUCAGAAGAAUUAACCAACACUGCGUGUUCAUUAGUAUUCAGCUCUCGGAACCACGGUAAGUGGAGUAACCGAAUGGACUUAACAACACUGGUAUGUGAUAAUGUGCAGCAGGAUCCUUAACGUCGAAAACAAUUUCAAUGAACGGAUACAUCGUUUCUAUUCUUCUCAAUGUAAAGUAUUUGUCCACGUCGAAAUGAAUCUUGUAACGUCCAGCUGUGAAAUUAGCUUUCAUAUUGUCCACUAAGUCUAGGCAACGACCGUUUGGGAAAGUGUUACUGGAAAAGAGAACAAAAAAAAUUGUGUUCAAUAAUACCAUAAUUUCCUGUUGAAACGUAUUAACGUCAUACCUUUCAUUUAAAAACGUCCAUCGGCCAUCCAUGAGUUUGUACAAACUGACUUGCAAUCCUCCAACAGGCAGUCCUUUACUUGUAUCCACAACAUGCGUAGAAAUUCGAGGCUUCUUCGAU
Messenger RNA from Nomia melanderi (Alkali bee), 1839 nucleotides. RefSeq lists its product as uncharacterized. The record is from RefSeq and is a predicted model, not a curated record. NCBI's taxonomy places the organism in Eukaryota, Metazoa, Arthropoda, Insecta, Hymenoptera, Halictidae.